AUGGGGCUUGACGUAGCAACUGGGAGGGGCGGGGCUUGCGGUUCGUGUUCGAGGGGCUCCCGUGGAUCCGCCGACAUUCCCGGUCUGUCCGUCUUUCCACUCAUCACCGGAUCUGCGCUGCCCGUGCACCAGCCGUGACUCCGCGCACCAUCCCGUCUCCUCCGUCUCCUCCGUCUCCUCCUCCUCCUCCUCCGACACCAAGGACACCGGCACCGGCACCGGCCACCAUCCGCGCAGUUGUUUCAAGAUGAAGAUUGAUACCAGCCUGACUAUGCCCCAGCUGCCAGAGGCCCUGUCCCAGGCUGGCCUACAGUUUGCAGUGGCGACCGAGGAGGACUUCGAUGAGAUCAUGGCUAUGAGCCAGGACAUCUAUGGAGGCCUUGACUACUUGCCCACCAGAUACACCAACUGGCUGCAGGAGAGUAACCGUACAGUCAUAUUGGCCCGCAAACAUGGAAAAGUGAUUGCUCUGGAGUCGGUGUGUGUGAUUGAUGAUGGGGAGACCAUGCUGGUGGAAGGUCUCCGCGUUGCCCCUCAGGAAAGGGGCAAGGGCGUGGCAGGAGUUCUGCUGCGCUUUUGCUCUGAACUGGUCAAGUCCAAGUAUCCAGAGGUCAAAGUAAGCCGCCUGACUCGUGAUGACCAGCUCGGACCAAAGGACUUCCAGAAGUACCGCAUCAUAACCAAGCAGGGUAUUCUGCUGGUGCGCUUCAGAGCUGAGGAUCUCAAGCUCCGACUGUCUGAGCUUGGUGUGGGUGGAGACAUCCAAUCCUCUUUGUCCACCUCCUCCUCUAACUGUCCUCUGGUGCGUCUUGACCAUACAGCUAUCCAACGGCUGUAUCUGACCACCGACUUGAUGCGGGGGGUCCUUCCCAAUGCCACCAUCAUUCAAGACUGGCAGCCAUUCAAGCUUUUGCCCAGUAACAUGGCCAUCCUCCUGAAGAAGGACAUUGAUUGGAUGGUGGAUGAUGUGUCCAGCCCCACUGUGGCCAGCCUGUGUACCUUCCCUUUCAGGGUGCCCAUUGGAGAUGACUGGUAUUACCUGAAUAUUGACAUGUUCGGUAAAGACCUGGACCUGGUUCGGCAGCAGUUCUUGUGCCACCUGCAGCGCCACACCACCACCCUGAAGGGUCAUGUGAUGUGCCAGAUGUUCCUGGACCCACCGCUCUGGAAGCCCAUGGCCGAUUUCUGCCAGAACACCUUGGGUGUGGAGCUGGUGAAGGAGUACACCGAGCAGUGCGUGGUGGAGUCAGACGUCGUCUAGUUACUGAAGGUGGAUGGAAAGGAGUAGAAGACGAAGACACCAGAAAGGAUUAAAGACAAGGGUCUAGACCACGAUGAAUGGACACAACUCAAUUACACUUUACGGAAAAAAACAAAACCCCUCGGUCCUGAGGAGACAGAAUCCCAGGAAACAAAAUGUAGUUUCUGCAAAACAAAACUACUAACAAUGCAGCGAGUUCAAAUCAACAGUUAAAAAGCAAAUACACAGCGUGGACAUAAAAUCACAAACACAUCACGUAAUCAGCUACAAUAAGUCUCUGACAUAGCACAUUUCUAAAGUUUUUAAAAUGGAAUUGGUUUCAGAGAUGUGUUGAUACAACCAUUCAUUUCUUUUUUCAUUAGUGUUUUUAAGGCUGUAGUUUUGAGGUGAAUUUAAUAUUUAGUGCAGCCAACAUAAAGUAGGGAGAUUAAAUAGCAUAAUCCCACCGGCCUAUUUUGGAUCGGUGGGAUUAUGCUAUUCAAUCUCCUACUCCUACCAAAUAUCUCAAAUUUCAUUAAGUCAAAAACGUCAUUGUUAUCAAUGCUGAUGUGACUGUAUCCUAGCGCACUCCAACACUAGAAACUAUAGCCUCAAAAAUGACAAUAGAGUAGGAUCAUCAUUUUUUUGAUUUAGCUUGAAUUUGAGUUGUAUUACAGUGAUUGCAGGUGUUUUUGAUAUUAUGUUCACCCUGUAUGUCUUAUGACAUGGAAAGGUGCAGUAAGAGUGACGAGCCUGGGGAAGCUUUCUCACACUAACAGCAGAGAUGAAACCUAAAACUAUAAAAACAGUCAACAUGCAAAUGAUAAGUUCCCUUAGGUCUUCUGAAAUCGUUCAUCGCAGUUCUCUCUGUAAGUAUAACAACUUUGAAAUAUGUACACCGGCUGUGUUACUGGGUUACUAAAUCUGCACACCGCUGGGGGCACUUUAUUAAAACUACACAGACAGGUUGUGUAUAAGUUAGACUGAAAAGGAAUCGUUCAGGAUCAAAUAGGGGUAACUUACAGGUCCCAUCACGUAAUGCUGAUGGAGCGUCUGUUAACUUGCAUUACUUCCAUAACAUGAAUGACACAUCUCUACAGAAGUCAAACCAACAUGCUCUGUCACAAAACGGAUUACAACGGACCCUUCCUUGGGUCCUAGGGUCCUAGUUAUUCCUUAGGCUAUGUCUUUUUGUUUUGUUUAUUAUUAUUAUUGUUAUUGUUAAGGUCCUAAUUUAAUAUUUUUACCUAAAUGCUGCAAUAAAACGUUAACAGAAAUUAUUACCUGCUGAGGAUCUUAAGUGUAAAUUAAGUGUAAUCUAGGCUUACCUUUGUAAAUUGCUAGCAUAAUGCCAAACAAAAAUGCUCAUGCUUGAACCUGUUUAAGAGACUACUGUGCAGUUUACUAAUGGCUUCACUUAAUGCAGGGAGAAGGAGUAGGGUGAAAAUAACCGUGUUAGAAUUAACAGAAAUAUAAUGUUAUAUGUGUAAACAUCCCUAAUAUUAGCGAGCAUUACAUUUCAAGUAAUAGUGUUCCCUCUGUGAUUUAGCUCCAAUAAACUAAUCCCUAGUUUACAGUCUAGAUACGAACAUAAUAUUGCUCAUUAUACAGUGGCUGAGGACAAUACUCAUUUCCGCACAACUGACAUUUGCCAAUUCAAAUCAGGAUACCUUAAACUGAAGUGUAGAUGAGUAGUGAUGACGUGGUUAGGGUGGUAGUUACUGAAUACAAAUUAAAUACCAAUUUUAGUCAUUGGAAAACAUAAUGGAUUAUAUUUGAGAAAAGCAAUCUAAUCUGAAUGUGUUUGGGUUUCCCUUUGGAUUAGGUUUUUAAAAAAAAAUCAAACAUCUAAAAUAUUGUAAGAAAAUGGGUGCAGCCGCAACAUGUUGAGUUCCACAAAUGUUAUUUUUGAAAUUGAAGCGACUCAAAAACAUUUUCAGCAAAAAUGCAUUUUUGUAUAUUCAGCAUUUGUACAUUAGCUAGUGAGCUGAGCCAUCGCUGCCAUUAUCAACCCCACUACCGUGGCAGCUGAAACGCGUCUGGACGUUUCUUCAAUGACGAAAUUGAGGGGCUUUAUUUAUUUUUUUAGGAUCUACGUGUAUGGCACAACUGCGUUUAGUGCAUGUCCAAAUCCACUUUUUGUUUAACUGCAGAAAGAAAGAAAUACACAUGUUGCUUCAGAAAGGCACAAAAGGAUGGUACCUGGCCUCUGGAUCAAUCACGGGCGUGUAUGGGUGUAACAUGCAAUAAACCAAUCAGAGCUCCAUCUCCCAUUCCCUUUAAAAGCCGAGUGAGCUUGCCAUUUGUUGGAUUGCUGUUGUGAUGGUGGACUGGCCAGGCAGUACGACAGCGCACUUCCCUGCAGAAGGAAACAGACCCAUUGGGGAUCUGUCUGUGCGCAAAGGGAAAGCUCCUGAGCAGACCAUGCAACCGCAAUCUAAUUGCACGCGUUUCCAUCGGUGUUGAUCUACCGUGAGCCCCCAGAACAGCCCCGGGGCUCCGUGCCGUAGAUUCCCCAAGUGUGUGAACGAAGUUCUAUUGGAGCGAUAAAACAACAUUGUACCAAAAAAAUAUGAUCUCAUUGGCUGUGUUGGCAGUGGAAAGCAUUGGCGGAAGAUGAAAUCAUCCCAUUUCAGUUCAAUAUCUCAUUAACAUUUGGAGGGAUUGUCAUCGACAUUUAGUGCAGAGAUCCCAGAGGAUGAAUCCUAGUGACCACCAUAGUUUUCAUAGUGCCUCCCAAAAUUUAGAACCCACAUUUAUGUUUCCCUCAGGUUAUAUUGUAAUAACACUGGUGAUCCUCCGACCUUUCAGGUGGCACCAGCUUAUUCACGUUGUCUUAUACUUUGGAUUAUGCCCAAAGACCUGCAAAACUAACGGUAUUCCCAUCAGCUUUAGUCGUCAUUUUCGAAGCGCUGAUUAGCAGAUGUGGGCAAUGCUACCACGGUUAACUAAGAUGACAAACGCAUUAAACAUCAUACCUGCUUAAACCUCAACAUUUUAACCGUCAUCGUGUGCGUGUCAGCACACGGACAUUAGCAUCUAGCUCAAAGCACCGUGCCUAAGUACAGCCUCGCAAAAGCUGCUUGCAUUGCUGUGGACCAUAUAUCAAAUUAUUAACUUAACAUUUGACAUUCUUUGGCCUCCACCUACCUGUGAUCCUUUUUUUUCUUAAAUCUGGAUACCUACUUACAUAUUCUAGAGGCAUCGUAACGGGCCUAAAAUAUUAAUAAAACGUCUCUAGUGAUCCAUAGCAUCGUACACACACACACACAUACACACACACAUACACACACACACACACACACACACACACACACACACACACACGCUCUUUACACUCCCUAACUCUCCCUUUAAAAUGUCCUCACAGAGUGUGUGGCACAGAAGCAUUAUGCCUUGACCACCUUCGUCUUCUGGUAUGCAAAAAUGAGGAUGACUGGGCCUAUGAUUUGAAGAAAUAGAAAUAAUGAGUCAAUUUUGGAAAAGUUGUAACAAAGAAGAAAUCAAUUAUUAAACAGAUGUCCUUUGGGGGGAAAAAAGGUAAAUGUAGAAUGGCCACAACCCCUCACCCUAUUCCAAUGAGCAUAAGAAAAAAGAGGAGGCCAUUUGACGCCGUUGUUUGUAGCCAAAGAAAAUCACCACUCAUCUAAAGUGAUGCCCUAUUAUUUGCUGCCCGGAGUGAACGUGGAAAAAAUAUGCAAGGCUGGAGAGGCCAUGGGUGUAAUUACUUACAUUAUACAAUUUUUUUUUUCUUGGGAUCCUAUAUUAUGACAAUGAAAUUAUUAUUUUGCUAUCUGGGCACAAAGUAACCCAACAACAUUAUAAAAAAAUAAAAACACAUUUAGCAAAAGUAUGAACCUGAAUAUGAGCACAAUGUGUCCCCUUUAAAAUGACACAGACCACACGACCCCCAAGUGCGCCUGGAGCUUUCGAGGGGCAGUUGACUGCUCUGCCUGGUUGCUAAUCCCUCCUAAAAUCAGAAUCAGAAUGUGACUUUAAACAUGGGCUGCUGUAAUAUUCCUGACAGUAUUACAAAUGUCAGAGACUGCUCCCUUGUGGCAGGAAAGAGAUCAUGGCCAUGCCAUCAUUUUCUACCUGCUCCUUGCAGCGGCGGCGGCUGGCUAGAUGAGGUAGCCCAGGGUUUUUUCUCAACAUCAGUCUCGUCCUCCAGCUUUCGAACAUUCCCUGUUCUACGGGAUGUGCGAUUUGUGUCAGCGUGUUCCGGGGCCCUGUCCUGGUGAAUGCUCCGUACAGAAGGCCUCCCGAUUAGAGUGCAACCCAAAUGUCUUCCUUUCGUCAACCUUGUCGUCUUUCAGGACGAGGCCCGACACCCGGUGAAGGGAUCUCAUUUAGGUUGCAUUUAUCUGGAAUCUCCCUGUUUGGAUUAUUGACGAUUUAAAUUGUGGAUGGAAUUCCUUGAUUUGAGGCAGUUGAUCUCAUUCAACCCAAGGGGAGCAGUGCCCCUUUAUGACUUGAGAUGAAUGCGGGAGGUUAGUGUUGGCUGCUACUCGCUCCCAAAUUUUCCACAAUAUGACUUUCCUCCAGUUAUCUCUAAUGAUCAUACGUCAGUUUGAAAUGUGAUGAUUUUGCAAUCACAAGAAAACAAAGCCGGUUCAUUUCAUAGAAUGAGAUCAUUUAACACAAUUAUCUGAAUCCAUGUGCAUCUCAUGUGUGAGGAUGAUGACCCCCCCCCCCCCCACACACACACACACACACACACACACACACACACACUCACACGAAUUAACAUUUAGUAUAGUGAGCUGUAACCAGUUUAUUUAAUCUUUGAAAAGUUAUCUUAAUUUUUUCCCCCCUCACAAUCACAAUCUCUCUAUUAUGUUUCACAUACAGUUACCACAACAUAGCAGGUAGGGGUGUCCUUCAAGGUUACGAUAAAUUAUUGAAUUAACUUAUACUUUGUUGUCUUGUCCUCAUGUGUUAAUCCAUGUAUAUACUGUACAUUGUGCUGAAAAUCUACUGAGCUUGAGUGAAACCAGAGUGAAAAAAGUUUAAGUUAACACUUGAAUGGCCUCAAACCAUACGCUAACAAAUAGUGACCAGGUGUGAAUAUAUCUCAGAUGACCUGUCACCCGUACUUAUCACUUUACUUUGUUUAAAUUAAACGUUCUUUUUCCCGUGUACACUCGUUGUGCUCUAGUGCAAAUUCACUGCUCUCUGUGGUCGGCCUGCGUGAGUUCUGAUGUCAUCAGCCUCACGGCACGCCAUAGAGGUUGGACGUCUGUUGUUUGCCCACUAGUCUGGUAUAAUGGUUCAGGUCUUUUUCCGAAUCCGGGCCACUUUCUUUGUAAUUCAUUAGGUGGAAAAGCACGUUUUCCUCCCAUCCCAACUUCUGGGGUUCUUAAGAGGCCUCAGUUUGCUUUAAACACGGUUGGUUGCAUUACAUUUUGUCCGACAACAUGUUUGGGCAAUGGCAUCCCACUACCUCCAUGAUCUCUUUUGGAGAAUUCUUGUGUCUUUUUAGUGUGGACGUAACUAACUUGUACAAAUGGAGGUAACAUUUUUCACACCCUCCGCAGUUAUUCUAAGAGAGAGGAUUCCAGACACUUAGAAAAAGUGCUUUGUUGAAGUGCACUGAGGCCCUGAAGGUUCAGUUUUGACUUUUAGUCUUUUUGUGUACCAACCAACGGCCUUUGACCCCGAGGGUUUUUCUCGUCAUGACGGCCUCGAUUAAUUGGUUUGGUCAAUUCCAGUCAGUGUAGGGCUGACGUUUUGAGUUUGGUUUACAACACGAGUCUUCAAAGUACUUUCAAUUAACAAGACUACAUUUAAAACAUUUUGGAAUUUAAAAAAAAAAAUUCUACUAAUAAAGAUAAUAAUAAUAAAACUAAUAAUUUACUUUUGUAUGACCCAGUCAUCAUCAUAUGUGUUUCUGUGGUCUAUAAUGUGAUUGAACUGAAUUCUGUAGACUAAGGUCAAUCCCCAAAAAUGCUUUUGAUUUCUGUCAGUUCCCAUUUUCCUUUUGAUCAAAAUACAUUUAUAAAUACUGUAAAAAAGAAAAGAAAAGAGCAUUCAACCCAGUGCUUAUCAGAGUGAAUUAUAUCUAACUUAUAUUUUUGUCUGCCUGAUGUGCCCCAGAUGUUGACUUGGGUUGACUUGGAAUUGGAUAAAAUUGCAUUGUUGGUUUUGUAUGACUGUCACAAAGCCACAGUAUUAAUUAGGGUUAGCUUUUUUCAAUACUACGCGAGGGACGACUUUUAAAUAUUUAUUGUAAUUGUAACUAAUGGCUUCAUUAAUAUAAAUAUAUAAAUACAUAUAAAUAAGCCAUUCAUAAGGACAACAUUUAUUUUGGUUUUGUAUGAAACGCAGUGCGUUGUCUUGGAUUAACCCUUUAAAUGCAAUUUUAAAAUGUCGCAAAGGGUUUACAAGUUAUAACGAAUAGGUUUAUUAAUGUUCAUGAAUAAUUUAUUAAUGCUGACGACGCCAGUAACGGACACAACUUUCGGGUUACAAGAUUGUGAAAAAAAACUGCAACGUGCUGAACUCAAUUUAUCGACAUAUUGUUGAGCUUUAACACACAGACUCGAUGGCUCGGCAGAAGUUGAGGCCUGGAACACGCUUCUCUUGGCUGCUCAGACGCAAGAGACGCUUGGUGGUUGUUUCUUCCAUACUUUUUGUGUACAGCUUGACUACGUUGACCUCUGUGUUUUUGCGGGCGUUGUCGCUCUUCCCUGCGCAGAUCUGCAGAGAAGUUGACAGUCACAUGAACUCAUUUCUCAAGACGUCUUUUAUCCUAAGCGACCUAACACCUGAGCGACAACACUCACACUGCAGCACAGUGGGAGAGCGUAGAAUGCGUCUUUUUGGGAACUGGAACUCCAGCUUUAAGGUUCAUGCAAAUCGGCACGUCCUCCGAACUAAACGGCAAAACAUGUCAGUUCUUGACGCUUUAAAAAAACAAAACACGCGGCCCGUGGUGUUCCCUCGUCUCGUUCCCAUGCUCCCACACUCAUUUGUCUGUUCCUCCUGAAGUCGUUACAAAAUCUCUCUUAAAAAAAAAGACGGUUCGGGGUCUGGUUAGGUUCGGCGAGGGACGGGAACUGUCAUUGGGAGAAUUUCGUUGUAAUGAAACAAACGUUGCCUGUUGGUAGGAACUGGGCUAGUGUCAUGUGUCAGAGUUGGACACUUUGUCGACCCAUCUACUCACAGUACCAUGACCUCUGACCUACCAAGUUGUAAAACCUAUAACAACGUAGUAGCGACUGCUGCCCUCGCUCGUGGCAGAGUCACGGUCGGUGCAGUCGGUGGAAGGUCUUGCCAGACGGGCUCACUGACUCAAUAAAUAGGCAACUACAAAAGCAGCCUUCACCUGGAGGAGGAUAUAGCCCAUGUUAUGGGAUUUUUUUCACAAGCUGAUAAUCCAAAAGUCCCUCGUACAAAUGGCUCAUUGCUGCUUUGUCAAUUUUAUUCGACAUCAACAAAGCCGUUGGUUACGACUCGUGAGCCCAAACGCGGCUCCGGUUGUCAAGUAACAUUUGUAUAAAGGGGUUUAUGAUACCAUACUGCUGAGACGGGGAAGACGAGAAACGUUUAAGUUGACUUGCUCCGCCCAGUCGUGUGCCCAGGCCCGCGAACCAGGUGAAGUAUCUUCAGCUGUAGAGUCUCAGGUGUGUUUCCGGGUUUUCAGAACGUGUGGUGCCUGUGUUUACUUCACACUUUGUGUGUGCAGAAAAUAGUGCGCAAAUACACUGUACAAUAUUUUCAGAAGACAAACCUACUUUUAUGCAUAGUAUUUCUUUACUGGGUGUGGAUGCACUGUGUGCUUAAAGGGAACCUCAGAGAAGUGCCAAAAUGUUAUGACUGCUAAAUUUCUACACUCUAAACUCAAUUCGCUUGAAAAAAGUUUGAAAAAAAUAAAAAGUAUCAAAUUUCCCGUUUUUAUUUUUACAUGGGCUUUAGUUGAACAUUUAUCAAUGAGUUAAAUAUCUCUUUUUUUUUCCUUUAUACACCAGCCCCGUAGCACAAAAACAAAAGUCAAAGGUGAUAUUAUCGGUGGUUGAAUGUGAAACUUAAUUGAAUUGAAUAAUUUAACUUUUUUUUUUUGUUUUGUUUUUUUCAUUUGGCUACCUGGAGCACUUUGUUUGAAAAAAAUGUUAUGAUGGUAUAUUUUGUACGAACGUAAAUGAAAUGCGAACACAUUGUGCUGCAAACCCUGUAAGUAUUAUAGGGUUGAGUAUUAUAUUAAUGUAUGUUUUAUGAAUUACUGUACAAGCCAUUGAGUUAGUGGGUACAGCAGCAUGCACUUUAGUUGUCUUUGGCAAUAAUAGAUGCGCUCCUAUCUCCUGUAAAGUAGCAUCAACUUCAGUGAAAAAAAACAACAAAUGUUCUUGUCACACAUCUUGAUGGUCCAGAAACAAUCAUACAGUGUCAUGUAAUAUGAGCCUUUCACUGUCAGUUUGACAAUGUUUCUUCAGAGCGGAAAUCAUUUCACAUGUUUGUACAUUAAUAUACAGUGAAACUGAAACGAAGUCUAUAUUUUAUCCUCGGAACAGACGCUGAGAUUAACGCAACGAGAGGUCGACAUGACCGUGUUCUGAAUGAGUAACGGGUUGGGUUAGUUAAGUCAAGAGAUAAAAAAAAAGGUAACUAAGUACAUUUAGUAUACUAGUUUUGAAGUAGUUUUUUAUGUGAGUAAUUCCAUUUUGUGAGACCUCAUACUUUUACAUUUCAGAGGGAAAUAUUGUCCUUUUUACUUCACCACAUUAACCUUUCAGCUGUAGUGACUAGUAAUUUUGAAGACUAACAUUGUUACAUGCAAAAUAAGAUGCACUGCUAGAGUUUGAACUAACCAGUGUGAUGAUAGAAAUGUGUAGGCUUCAAAGAUGAUUUUAUUUUAAUAUGCACUCAGUGAUGCAAACCUUUAUCUCUGUACAUUAAAUCUCUCUCUCUCUCUCUGUG
Scophthalmus maximus (turbot) is the source of this 10156-nucleotide messenger RNA. RefSeq names its product N-acetyltransferase 16 (gene nat16). Gene Ontology annotation, molecular function: acyltransferase activity, transferring groups other than amino-acyl groups. Lineage: Eukaryota; Metazoa; Chordata; Actinopteri; Pleuronectiformes; Scophthalmidae. The record is from RefSeq and is a predicted model, not a curated record. The transcript has 5 exons. Bases 248 to 1261 code for a protein of 337 amino acids.